Messenger RNA from Pichia membranifaciens NRRL Y-2026, 3585 nucleotides. RefSeq lists its product as hypothetical. The transcript has a single exon. Gene Ontology annotation, cellular component: membrane. The record is from RefSeq and is a predicted model, not a curated record. Gene Ontology annotation, molecular function: cobalt ion binding; magnesium ion transmembrane transporter activity; magnesium ion binding. NCBI's taxonomy places the organism in Eukaryota, Fungi, Ascomycota, Pichiomycetes, Pichiales, Pichiaceae. Gene Ontology annotation, biological process: transmembrane transport; metal ion transport. Bases 1 to 3585 code for a protein of 1194 amino acids.
AUGCAGCCCCAGGUCUACGACUCUGGAGAUCCUAAUCUUCCAAACUUGCCGGAUAAUGACCAGAUACUGUGGUCCGACUACGAUGACUAUCUUUCGAAUCGUCCUUCCUCGGACAGCUACUCCGAGUCUGAAAGUGAUCACGAACACAGGAAAAACGAUCGACAUAAAAUAAGGACAGCCCAGUCGCCGGCAAGUUCAAGCAAAAAGCACUCCUCGAGAAAGUCGGUUUCCUCUAGCAGGCGAUCCUCCGAGAAAUCACAUUUGCACAAGCCGAUGAUCAGCAUCUUCGGUCCACAUGACGAGCACUUACCGGAUGACUCCGGCAGCGACAGUGAUGCUGGAAACUCUGGCAGCAAGACCGGCAAGAGUCGUAAACCAGGAAAUAUCGAUGAUAUGCUCAAUGAAAAAGAGACCAUUCACUCCUUGCACAGUAUAGGGAGAAGAUCGCAACAAGGAAAUAGCCGACUGAGAAGUAACAGUACAGGUGCAGGAAGUGCACAUAGUUCAAGUGAAAGCUCACAUGCCUCGGCUAGUAGUUCCACGGAAGAUGCCAGUGACGGUGUGGACUCCGAUCAUAAGCAAAGGGAACGGUCUGGUUCGCUAUUCAGCAUGCUGCACAUUCCACGGAUAAUGCACCGUACCCUGAGUUCAAUGUCUAGAAGGAAGUCUGAUAUAGCCGGCCGGUCAGCCUAUAAUUUGACCCGAACUCAUAGUGAGGUACAUCCCCGGUCGACCGCCAGCUCACCGAUCCUGCAACCAACGACAUCACAUGCCGUAGCAGCCGGCGCUGAUCCAGACGAUGCUGAAAUUCGCCCCUUCACUUACUUGCCGUCAGGUGACUUCUAUGACGAAGAAGCAUGCAGACCGGAAGGUCCUGAGGCAUAUGUUGAUAGAGAUGUACGAUAUGACAAAGAUCAGAAUGACAAUGAAACAGUACUGGACUCGAAUAGUAGUGCGUUGAGUAGAAUUACCAAUCCAAAUGUGGAUGAGGACGGAUACGACGAUGCCAGUCUGUCUGACGUUGAAGAUAAUGUUGAGGCUGCAGACCACAAGGAAAGGAGAGGAAGCGAGAAAAGAGCUUAUAAGACCUCAAGCCAUCAGAAAUCAGAUGUUGCCAGUGGUGGCAGCAUCAAACAUAUACAGUCAAGAAUCUCGAGUAAGUCCGCCGGAAGCCGCCAAGUCGAAAUUGAUAGACGUAAGCAUAAGGUGAUUAAAACGGAUACAGAUGACGAAUCAACUUUUCAUAUUCCAUUUAAUUCACAAUACCAGCCUGAGUCAAUCUUGAGGAGAGACCCAGGCCUAGCCAGAGUGAAAACAGGUCACACGAAUAUAACGGCUAAAAGCGAAAACGUCAAUGAUUAUGACCAAAAUUCGAGUGAUGAAAUCGAAGUUGGAGGCGUAAACCAGCCUCCUACUCAAAAAACUAGGAGGAAAAAGGCUGCGAGGCGAAGAAGAAGGAAGUCCAGAAAGUACGUUGGUUCUCAAAGUAAAAAGGAAAGAACCGCAUGGGAACCUGGAAUUGAUUUAAGGACCACUAAUGUCUUCUUGAAUUCUCCAGGAUCCAUUAUUACGAUUACUGACUACUCUAAAGUCAGAUAUAGGAUAAGUCACUAUGAUUUAUAUUCUGAAAUGAACCCUAAAUAUAGCAAGUUCACGUCAGAUGAUACAAUAUUAAGUGCUCAUGAUUUCGAUGAAGAUGAAGACUACGAUAAUAACAAUCCUGAAUAUACUGACUUCAUAAACUACAUGAACAAAGUGACUGACUCGCGUAAAGCAGUUGAAGAUGCCAUUCAGGAGAAGCCACCAUGGUCACAAGUGCGUUGGAUCAAUAUAAAUGGUUUAUCAUGGGAAGCCAUAAGCAUCAUUGGCAAGAAAUAUAACUUGCAUCCCCUUUCGGUUGAAGAUUUGGUCGAUAUACCGCAAAGAACUAAGAUGGAUAUUUAUCAACAGCAUUUGUUUGUCGUUAUGCCACUCAUGAAGUUGUUGAAAGUGAAGAAAGUAUCAGAUGAAUCCGAUGCAACGUAUUUUGAGAAAAUUCGUAAAAAUAUUCGAGAGUUUGCAAGUGGAGAACCAAGCAAGAGUUUCAGUCCUUCUCCUACAAAAGUUUCGAACUCCCCAAAAUUGAAUAAAAACCCUUCAAAAGGCCCCGGCCAAACUACGGGCACCUCUACAGAAGUACCACCGAGCCUACCCAAAGUGGUUACUAAAACGAUCGCUACAAAGGAACAGUUGAGUAGAGAGUUUUCAAGAACUUCGACCAAGUCUGUUGCGCCAGCCUUACUUGUUCCUCCAGCUCCUCUUACUCCGCCUUUAUCUGCUGGAAUACUACCACCUACAACGGGAAACUCGGCUUCGGUUUAUAGAGCCCUGUCUGAUUCUGCCUUAGGAGAUGAAGAAUAUAACAGAAUUGCCAAUGACAGUAAAAAUCGGAACAGCAAUAGCAAAAAGUGCACUAGUGAAGAUAAUAAUAGCAGUGAGAACCAAAUAAGUCGUAUUGGAAGUGGCUAUGAUGAUAACAUCCUACCACGAUCCAACAGGACGUUCAAAAAACCGGUUGUCUAUACCAGCGAGGAAGAAUAUCUGCUUGCGGUUGAAAUUGAAAGAGCAUCAAGUGGACGUCGGUUAACCGAUUUGACCUUCAUUACCCAUUCCUCCACCAAGUAUAAAUCCCGUAUGACUAGUUUGAAUCGUAUGAGGCCAUUAAUGUCGAAAUCUUUGGCUGUUGGUGUCGAACAAGUAAGUAUUUACUUGACUGCUGAAGGAACAGUUUUAUCAUUUUUUGAGCAUUCAGCUAUGGACAUCGAACGUGCCAUUUUGUCUAGGUUGAGUGCUGAAUACACUAUUCUACGUGAAACGUGUAACCCAUCCAUUCUUUUCCAUUCUGUUCUUGAUGCAAAUGUUGAUUUGCUGUAUCCUGUCGUCACGGCAUACAGUAGGAUUCUCAAUGAAAAGGAAUUAGAGAUUUUGACCGCUGCCCUGCCAGAUCUACAACAUACCCAAGAGUUGCACCUAAUGUUGAACGAGUUGGCGAUUUUGAAGAACUCGAUACUGCCAAUAUCCUCGUUGAUCACCCAGUUGAAAGAUCUCAGUAUAGAUCCUACUUCUCAGUUUAUUGAUGAAAGCUGUAAACUUUACAUGGCAGAUAUUGGAGAUCACUUGCUUGCCUUCAUUGACGAAAUAGAUAGUAUGAGCUCUACAAUUGAAAACUUGAUUGAUCUCAUUUUCAACACUCUGAGUGUGGAGACUAACAAUUCAAUGCAAAGGUUGAGUUUGGUUUCGGUCUUAUUCUUACCGUUAACAUUUUGGGCGGGUUACUUUGGUAUGAACUUCAAAAGUUUUGGUAAUCUAGAUUACAAUGUCAACUUUUUCUGGAAGCUUGCGAUUCCUUUCACUGCGGGAAUGAUGAUUUUACUCAUGCGAAACUCCUGUUAUAAAAUUGUGAUUCAUAUUAAGCGUUUACUCGUUUCGUAUUGGAAUGGCCUACAACAGCUGAGGCGGGGCACAGAGAAGCUGUACACCCGAGAAAGCAGGUUCAAUCCUGAGCGAAGUACGCGUUUGCGGACCAAAUCUCGCAAACGUGAUUAA